AGCCGUAUCCAGCUCAGAGCUGUGAGCUUUCAGUUUUGGGUGAUGCCAAGGCUAAAAAUGUGGAAGCAUAUCACAAUUACAGGCACCUGCAAAGAGCUUUUCUCUGAGCAGAGUGUGUUUCAAGAAUAAAGAUCCUAUAAUGGCGUAAACAGCCUAAAUGCAUUAAAACAUUAAUAUAAAUGAACAUGCUUUCAUUAUAUGAGUCAAUCAGUUCUUAGUAGUAUAAAGGAAGGACAGCUUGUGUUAUCUGAAGCACUCCAGAGACAGACUUCACACACAGUCAACAGCAGUGAUCAAACAGAUCAGAGGAUUAAAAAAAAGAAGAAGAAAAAAAUCUCUUUAAUAUUUGCACAGGACAAAAUAGAUAAACAAAUACAUGAAAAUAAUAGAAGCAUAAUAGCCUAUUAAAUCACGAAACCCUUGAAACUGCAAGAACCUCGUGAUAAAUUCUGAGGGAAAAAAAUACAAAUAUGGAUUGUUUAAACACGCGGUGCAGUGUGUUUGGUAAAGACCAAGUUUACAGCCUGCAGAGAUCACCUCUAUUCGACAUAAAAUAUUAAUAUUCUGUUAGAAAUUCAGACAGUAGCAAUUCACCUUACACUCGUAUGUCUACAUCUCUUGCUUUUCGACAGAUUCGUACUCUAACACUCUAUGACUAGCGUGCCGGUGUGGGAUAGUAAUGGUCCGAACCUGUGGGUUGCUGUACUUGAACUUUUAAUAUUUCUGUUGAUUUGCCACUCGCGCGCGAUAAAACGUUUGGUCCAAGCGCGCGAAUGGACACGGGAUUUGUGGCUUAAUAUAGGGGGUUUAAACGACGUCUUUGAAGUGGACGUUUCCAGGGUCGCGUGCCGAUUUUUCUGAGCUGUAUGCGGACUGCGCACGCGGGUCCGCAGUGGCGGGUUGCGCGCGUGCGUUUGCGCGUACGCGGGUGCUGUUGUAAUUUCACGUCACAUCAAGUUUGAUCAGCGGUCCGAUUGGAUGAUUUGCAGCGCUGUCCUGAAUUGAAAAGCUCUUGCGCUUGUUUGCUCGUAUUCGCCUCUCGUCCUGUAGCCCGAAUGCACCUAUCCGGCAUCGCGUGAGGGAGUCGGUGCACAUCUGGAGGAUUUUGUUUGUCGCCCUCGCGCCUGGUCUGGAUGUUGCGCGUGAGCUGAAGAAUUCUAGAGGUCGGAGACAAAAUGCGGCGGCGAGCGCACGCGUGCGUCCUGCUCCUGCCGUGGUUGGUACUGCAAACCCAGGCAGGCUUUCCAAACCAGAUCAAUAUCGGUGGUCUCUUCAUGCGCUCCACGGUUCAGGAACACAGCGCGUUCCGCUUCGCAGUUCAGCUCUACAACACCAACCAGAACAUCACUGAGAAACCCUUUCACCUGAAUUAUAACGUGGACAAUCUGGAGUCAUCCAAUAGCUUCUCAGUCACGCACGCGUUCUGUUCACAGUUCUCCAGGGGUGUGUAUGCAAUAUUUGGAUUCUAUGACAGGAGGUCAAUGAACACAUUAACGUCGUUCUGCGGCGCUCUGCACACCUCCUUCAUCACUCCAUCUUUUCCCACGGACACAGAUGUGCAGUUUGUUCUGCAGAUGAGGCCGAGCCUCCGGGGGGCGCUGCUCAGCUUGCUAGCCCAUUACAAAUGGGAGAAAUUUGUCUACCUGUAUGACACUGAUAGAGGGUUUUCCAUCCUACAGGCCAUCAUGGAAUCCGCAGUGAUGAAUAAUUGGCAGGUGACGGCACGUUCGGUGGGGAACAUAGUGGAUCCGCUGGAAUACCGACGUAUUAUUGAAGAAAUGGAUCGUCGACAGGAGAAACGCUUCCUUAUCGACUGUGAGGUUGAACGCAUUAACAGUAUUCUAGAGCAGGUUGCGAUCUCAGGAAAGAAUAGUCGAGGAUAUCAUUACAUCUUGGCUAAUCUUGGGUUCUCUAACAUGAGUUUGGAUAAGGUGUUUUCAGGCGGGGCAAAUAUUACCGGAUUCCAAAUCAUAAGUCCUGAUAGCCCGAUCGUGCAGCAGUUUCUCCAGCGCUGGGAGCGGCUCGAUGAGAGAGAGUUCCCUGAGUCUAGAAACGCUCCCCUGAAGUAUACAUCUGCGCUGACACACGAUGCCAUCCUGGUGAUAGCUGAGGCAUUUCGGUAUUUGAGACGUCAACGCGUUGAUAUUUCACGUCGAGGGAGUGCAGGCGACUGCCUUGCCAACCCAGCCGUACCAUGGAGCCAGGGAAUCGACAUUGAAAGAGCUCUCAAAAUGGUUCAGGUUCAGGGUAUGACGGGAAAUAUUCAGUUCGACUCGUUUGGACGGCGAUCAAAUUACACCAUUGAUGUUUAUGAAAUGAAACCGGGAGGAGCCAGAAAGAUUGGCUACUGGAAUGAAUAUGAGAAAUUUGUUUAUAUAGUGGAGCAGCAGGUUACCAACGAGUCCUCCUCUGUGGAAAACAGAACCAUUGUGGUCACUACUAUUAUGGAAGCUCCAUAUGUAAUGUACAAGAGGAAUUAUAUGCAGUUGGAUGGAAAUGAUCGCUAUGAGGGCUACUGUGUAGACUUGGCAUCAGAAAUCGCAAAGCACGUGGGCAUAAAGUACAAACUGUCCAUUGUAGCAGAUGGGAAAUAUGGAGCACGCGACCCUGAGACCAAGACCUGGAACGGCAUGGUGGGGGAGUUGGUAUAUGGGAGGGCAGAUAUAGCUGUGGCUCCUCUCACUAUAACCCUUGUCCGGGAGGAGGUGAUAGAUUUCUCCAAGCCCUUCAUGAGUCUGGGCAUUUCCAUCAUGAUCAAGAAACCACAGAAGUCCAAACCAGGAGUCUUCUCAUUUCUGGAUCCACUGGCCUAUGAGAUCUGGAUGUGUAUCGUUUUUGCAUAUAUCGGUGUGAGCGUGGUUCUCUUCCUGGUGAGUCGUUUCAGUCCAUACGAAUGGCACCUGGACGAGAAUGAAGAGGCGAAGGAUCCGCAAACACCACCUGACCCACCCAACGACUUUGGCAUCUUUAACAGUCUCUGGUUCUCUCUUGGAGCUUUCAUGCAGCAAGGAUGCGAUAUCUCGCCAAGGUCUCUGUCUGGCCGUAUUGUUGGAGGUGUGUGGUGGUUCUUCACUCUGAUCAUCAUUUCAUCCUACACUGCCAAUUUGGCUGCUUUCCUGACUGUGGAAAGGAUGGUCUCGCCUAUAGAGAGCGCAGAAGAUCUGGCCAAGCAGACUGAGAUCGCCUACGGAACACUUGACUCCGGUUCCACCAAAGAGUUCUUCAGGCGUUCAAAGAUCGCUGUCUAUGAGAAGAUGUGGUCUUACAUGAAGUCCGCCGAGCCGUCCGUGUUCGUUAAGACCACCCCUGACGGAGUGGCUCGCGUGCGCAAGUCAAAGGGGAAGUUUGCGUUCCUGCUCGAGUCCACAAUGAAUGAAUACAUCGAACAGAGAAAGCCUUGCGACACUAUGAAGGUGGGAGGGAACCUGGACUCCAAGGGCUACGGCGUGGCCACGCCCAAAGGGUCGGCAUUAAGAAGCGCUGUAAACCUGGCGGUGUUAAAGCUGAAUGAGCAGGGCCUGCUGGACAAGCUGAAAAAUAAAUGGUGGUACGACAAGGGAGAGUGCGGCAGCGGGGGAGGGGACUCGAAGGAUAAAACCAGCGCGCUGAGUCUCAGUAACGUGGCAGGCGUGUUCUAUAUCCUGGUGGGGGGUCUGGGUCUGGCUAUGACCGUGGCUCUGGUGGAGUUCUGCUAUAAGUCGCACCAGGAGACCAAACGCCUCAAACUUGCCAAAAAUGCCCAGAACUUCAAACCAGCUCCUCCGUCCACUGCACAGAGUUUCACCACAUACAGAGAGGGCUAUAACGUCUACGGAACAGAGAGCGUCAAAAUAUAAUGAUUGGAAGCCUGUCCCUUGCUGAUCAUGUCGUAUGCGGCAUGGGAUAGACUCUCCUUCUCUUUGAGUCGACUGUGAUUCCCUUUAGAAAGUGGACACGCACCCAACCAAAACCCAUCUCACCGGAACAUUUGUCUUCUCGGCUCUGACCACAACCUGAACCAAUAAUCACGCGACAGACUAUCGGAUGGACCAAACACCCGCCCACCCUCUCUCAGUGCCUUACUGAACCAGUGGCAAAACAACUAAACACGCAGGCCAUCUCACCAAAGUCCUGGAGAUGUCCUGCUGGGUGCUGGGUCUGAAACCAUAUUUCAACUUAUUCUUAUUAUGAGAGGGAAAGACGGUGAAGGAGGGAGGGAGGGAGAGAUAGACACACACACCGAAGAGAGGAUUGAUUUGGUUGAUCUCAUGAUCAGUGAUGACAGUGUUUAAUGAGUGACAGUCAGCUUGUUUCCAUGACAACUCCUACCAAAAGGAGUUUCUGCAAACAAACAUUUUAUGCAAACUGUAGGAAAUAUUUUUGAAGUAUUCUGCUCGUUAAUUUGUUUGUGCUGUGAUUCUGUGUCCUCAUCAACAUAAUUAUGUUAUGAAUAAUGUAAAUAAUAAUUUCAGAUACAUUAUGGCAUCAGAGAACUAAUGCAAACAUUGUUUUCAUUUCACAUUUUACAGUUUAUUUAGAUUUUUUUUUUUACUUUAGCUGGAGUGAAUUCAGUCUGUGUGCGUGUGCGUGUGUGUGUGUGUACGUGUGUGCGUGUGCGUGCGUGCGUGCGUGUGUGCGUGCGUGCGUGCGUGCGUGCGUGUGUGUGUGAAUAUUUCCCAAUUUUCUGUACUCAAAACCCAACAAGGGUGGAAGAUUCUUAAUUGUUAUUGCCAUAUUACUUUAUUAUUAAACAUAGGAGAUAAAUGAUGACAGCACAUUCAUACAGCAUCUGCAACAACAACAAAAAAUGUUCAUAUUAUACAACUAUCAUACUAUCAUACAUCAGUUCUUUUUUGAGUCGAGCUUAGGAAACAACAGCAAAAUGUUUAAUAGUUUGUAAUAAUUACUUUUAUUUAGUUUUAAAAUACUUAAAAAAUCUGCGAUUGUCACUGAGGUAUGAUAUCUGUUAAACUGAUAAAAAAGAAAACAUGGAUCUUUGAUUUUAUAAAUCCAGAUAAAGCCACUCUGUUUAAAUUCUUAACAUUUGUUUAGAUGGUAAAAUGCAUAUUUAUUUUGAAGAUUUUAUAUAACUGACUUCUGUAUGAUUUCUGAGUGAACUUGCAUGUACAGUAAGGAUGAAAACUGCUUUCCCCUCAAUAAAGCCUCCCUUGACAUGCCCUUCUUCCCACCCCUCUCCUAUUCCACCACCUCCAUUCCUGGUUAAUAAUGAUAAAAAAGAAAGAAUAGAAAAUUAUGAAAUGGUCAAGAUACAUCCUGACGUAAACAAUAGUCUGUCCCUCUGCAUGACUGCAUCCAACUCUUAAACAUUUAAGUAUAUUUUGUAAAUAAAGACAGAUUUAAGACAAA
Messenger RNA from Ctenopharyngodon idella (grass carp), 5346 nucleotides. RefSeq names its product glutamate receptor, ionotropic, AMPA 3a (gene gria3a). Gene Ontology annotation, cellular component: postsynaptic membrane; AMPA glutamate receptor complex; dendritic spine. The record is from RefSeq and is a predicted model, not a curated record. Gene Ontology annotation, molecular function: transmitter-gated monoatomic ion channel activity involved in regulation of postsynaptic membrane potential; AMPA glutamate receptor activity. Bases 1176 to 3836 code for a protein of 886 amino acids. The transcript is spliced from 16 exons. NCBI's taxonomy places the organism in Eukaryota, Metazoa, Chordata, Actinopteri, Cypriniformes, Xenocyprididae. Gene Ontology annotation, biological process: synaptic transmission, glutamatergic; modulation of chemical synaptic transmission; monoatomic ion transport.